Fonticula alba is the source of this 620-nucleotide messenger RNA. RefSeq lists its product as hypothetical. Gene Ontology annotation, biological process: positive regulation of DNA-templated transcription, elongation; mRNA processing; regulation of transcription elongation by RNA polymerase II. NCBI's taxonomy places the organism in Eukaryota, Rotosphaerida, Fonticulaceae. Gene Ontology annotation, cellular component: DSIF complex; nucleus. The transcript is spliced from 4 exons. The record is from RefSeq and is a predicted model, not a curated record. Gene Ontology annotation, molecular function: zinc ion binding; RNA polymerase II complex binding. The coding region runs from base 113 to 499 and encodes 128 amino acids.
CCCCCCCCCCCCUCCCUCUCUUCCUCCUCUUCACACGCUUUCCUCCCCACACAACACUUGCUGCCACCAAACCGCCCGAAUAGCGCGCUGCACAGGGCCAAAAGGAAACACCAUGUCUAAUCAGAGCCAGGCGUCGUUGAUUGUCAGCCGCCAGUUGCCGCCCGAUCUCCGGCGCAUCCGUGCUUGCACUGGCUGCAAGUUCCUCAACUCGCUGGACAACUUCAAUGACUUUGGCUGCCCUAACUGCGGCCCCGGGGUGCCGAUCACCCGGACAUACACCGGCACCCUCGCCAUCACGAACCCCAAUGUAAGCUGGGUCGCCAAGUGGAAGAACAUCCCCGCCAAUGCUGCCAUCGGCCUCUACGCUCUUGAGAUUGCGGCUCCCGUUGCCGGCGUGCGUCAGGAGAACGAGGAGGAGGAUGAGUACUACGAGGAUGACUAUGAGGAUGAGGAGGAGUUCGAAGCCGGUGGCCGCUAUUACAGCGACGAUGAUCUUUGAGCACCCGAAUGUCCCGCGCAUGGGUGUAUCCACUUUGCCUCUUUUUGUCUUGCGCAAGCACGCCCUCCAGCCCUGUCACCACCGUCACCCCACCUUUGUACACUAGACCCCCAUGAUACCA